UCUAUCCCCUCCCCCCUCCUCGCGUCUCUAACCGAAAGCAGCUAUGGUGGUUCCGUCGCGACCAGCUGCAUUAGACCAUUUCUCUCUAAUCAAAUCAUGCAAGCCCACAAGCAUGUGCUCUGGGAUUCCAGUGGUAAACCUUUCAGGCCCUGAUGCCAAGAGCCAAAUCAUCAAGGCCUGCGAAGAAUACGGCUUGUUCAAGGUGGUCAACCAUGGAGUACCGUUGGACCUCAUGACUGCACUUGAGGCUCAAGCUCUCAGGUUCUUCAAAUUGCCACAGUCUGAGAAAGACAGAGCAGGCCCUGCCGACCCUUUUGGCUACGGAAGCAAGCGAAUUGGCCCGAACGGCGAUGUGGGUUGGAUUGAAUACAUCCUCCUCAACGCCAAUCCUGAAAUCAUCUCCCAAAAAUCACUCUCCAUUUUCAAAAACAACCCAGAAUUUUUCCAUUCUGCUGUUGAGGAUUAUCUCUCGGCGGUGAAGAAGAUGACCUGUGAGGUCCUGGAACUGGUGGCUGAUGGGUUGGGAAUCGAUCAAAGAAAUGCGCUGAGCAAGCUUCUGAGAGAUGAGAAGAGUGACUCAUGUUUCAGGCUCAACUACUAUCCGCCAUGCCCGGAACUUCAGUCAUUAACUGGACGGAAUUUGAUUGGGUUUGGGGAGCAUACAGACCCUCAGAUAAUCUCUGUCCUAAGAUCUAACAACACCGCAAGCCUGCAAAUCAGUCUGAAAGAUGGGGCUUGGGUUUCUGUCCCACCUGAUCAGACUUCCUUUUUCUUCAACGUUGGUGAUUGCCUACAGGUGAUGACUAAUGGAAGGUUUAGGAGCGUGAAGCAUAGGGUUUUGGCAGACACAGUAAGCUCAAGAAUAUCGAUGAUCUACUUUGGAGGGCCACCUCUGAGUGAAAAGAUAACACCUCUCGCAUCAGUAAUGGCAGAAGGAGAAGAAAGCUUAUACAAGGACUUCACGUGGUCCGAGUACAAAAAGUCUGCAUAUAAAUCACGGUUGGCUGAUUAUAGGCUAGGGCUGUUUGAGAAAUCCUUUCGCAAAUGAAAUGAUUGAUGAGCUCCCUUCCAAAUUUAGCAAAGGAGAAAUGGUUUCAGGGUUUUUGUCUAAAAGCUCAGAAAAUCAGAAUAGGUUGACUGCAGCAGCCCCUCCCUCUACUACGUACUUUGCCAUAGAUGGAAAACAAGUACGUACGUAGUUGUUUUCCUUCUUUAGAUUGUAAUUCAUCUACUUCCUCUCUCGUCUCUUAACCUUUCUGUUUGUUUGUGGUUGUUACAUUUGAACCAGAAAUAA
This is a messenger RNA of Argentina anserina (silverweed cinquefoil), 1294 nucleotides long. Its product is annotated as gibberellin 2-beta-dioxygenase-like. Gene Ontology annotation, biological process: gibberellin catabolic process; response to light stimulus. The transcript has 3 exons. Lineage: Eukaryota; Viridiplantae; Streptophyta; Magnoliopsida; Rosales; Rosaceae. The record is from RefSeq and is a predicted model, not a curated record. The coding region runs from base 44 to 1048 and encodes 334 amino acids.